Molecule: messenger RNA, 819 nt
Organism: Aphis gossypii (cotton aphid)
Lineage: Eukaryota; Metazoa; Arthropoda; Insecta; Hemiptera; Aphididae
Product: zinc finger MYM-type protein 1-like
Exons: 1
Coding region: 1-819 (272 amino acids)
Source: RefSeq, a predicted model, not a curated record
AUGAAUCCUGUGUAUGACCCUGUUGUUCAACUAUUAGGAACGCCAUUUCGGCGUUGGACAACUAAUGACAAAAAUGAAUUGCUAAAGCUUGGUAAACCGAUUCCCCAGUUGUGUUGUCAAUCAAGAGAUAAGAAAGGUGGUAAAAUGUAUAGUAGAGCGUUUAAUCCUAAAUGGUACGAUAUGCAUACUUGGCUUUGUGGAAGCCAAUAUAAACAGGCAUUGUAUUGUUGGCCGUGUUUACUUUUAAGUAUGACAAAAUCUGUUUGGACUACAACGGGUUAUGCCGAUUUAAAAAAUUUAUCACGCAGUGUUAAACUUCAUGAAUCUGCUAGAGAACAUAUUCAUUGUAUGGUAGGAUUAAAACAUCUUGAAAAUAAUAGAGUAACUAUUGUAGACGCUUUGACUGAACAUGGUUAUUUGUUUAAAAAAAAAUAUAACGAAAAUGUUCGGCUUAACCGACUUUUUAUGGAACAUCUAAUUGAUAUUGUGUUAUUUUUGGGUAGACAGGAACUGGCCUUUCGAGGUCAUAACGAAAGUUCAAGUUCCUUGAAUAAAGGAAAUUUUAAAGAACUUUUUGAUAUGCACAUUAUUAGGUGUUCAUUGGAGAUUCAAAACCAUUAUAAAGCGAUAAAAAAUAUAUUUUCAGGAUUGUCAAAUACAAUACAAAAUGAUUUGAUAACAUGUAUUUCAGAUCACAUAAAAAAUAUGGUAAGAACUGAAAUCAAGGAGUGUAUGUUUUAUUCUGUCCAAGUUGAUGAUACGACAGAUAUUUCGCAAAAGAACACAAUGUUCAAUUAUACUAAGAUAUAUGACAAAUAA